GAAUGUUUGCCACUAAAACUGGAGCUCAUCUUGCGUCAGCUAUUACCAAGAGCGCGUUCCAACAAAGAUGGUCCAGCGCAGUUUCCACAAGCUACCGCAAGACUCGGGAAAUGGCCUCACUCGGUGGAGCGGAGCACGAAUCUCCGUCUCUUGUCAUUUUUGACAAGGAUGGAACUCUUCUGUGUUUCCAUACCAUGUGGAUCCCAUGGAUCCAACACACAGCUCAGAGCAUUGAAACUUCGACUGGACUUGUGCUAUUCCCAAAAAUUGCCCAAUCUCUAGGACUGUGCUUAGCCGAGAAUAAAGUGAAACCGGGUCUUCUUGCGGAAGGAACCACCGGUCAAAUUGCAAAUGAAAUCUCAUCUCUUCUCAUGGAUAAUGGAAUAAAAUCUUUUGAAGCACGCGAAAUAACAAAUAACUCCUUGACCAAUUCGUACGAUAAAAUUCUUUCCACCGAUCUUGUCAAGGAGCUCGCCGAUACAGUUGCCCUCUUCACAAGAUUAAAACAACAUGGGACAAAAAUUGCGGUCUGUACAGCAGAUAAUAGAAAAAGUUCCCUCCUUGCUCUGAAACGUAUGAAUGUUGAUCAUUUAGUCGAUAUGAUUGUUUGCGGUGACGACAAAAACACUGCUCCAAAACCUUCUCCUCAUAAUGCCAUAAAAAUUUGCAAACAUCUUGGUGUCGAUCAAUCGAAAGCGAUAAUGGUUGGAGACACUCGAGUUGAUAUGGAAAUGGCUCACAAUGCUGAACUCGGAGCAGCUGUUGGAGUACUCUCCGGAAUUGGCUGCAAAGAUCAUCUUCACAGAGCUGAUGUUCUGUUAGAACAUAUUGGACAUUUGGUUAACACUUUCUACGAGAAUCGAUAAAUUAUUGAAUAGAUUUUUUAAAAUUACUCUGAACUCGGUAUGUCUACUAAUUUCUGUAGAUAUGUAUUUUUUUGUAAAAGAGGUUCACUUUUUUUGAAAUCUCUUAUUGUGUACGUAUUAAUCAGCGUAAUAAUGUAUUUUAUUGAAAAUACAAUAUGAAGUAUACACGAUGU
Caenorhabditis elegans is the source of this 1039-nucleotide messenger RNA. RefSeq names its product Phosphoglycolate phosphatase (gene F45E1.4). The transcript has 5 exons. Bases 3 to 866 code for a protein of 287 amino acids. Gene Ontology annotation, molecular function: catalytic activity. The record is from RefSeq and is marked reviewed. Lineage: Eukaryota; Metazoa; Nematoda; Chromadorea; Rhabditida; Rhabditidae.